Chenopodium quinoa (quinoa) is the source of this 2397-nucleotide messenger RNA. RefSeq names its product bifunctional protein FolD 2-like. Gene Ontology annotation, cellular component: cytosol; plasma membrane. Bases 131 to 1207 code for a protein of 358 amino acids. The transcript is spliced from 6 exons. The record is from RefSeq and is a predicted model, not a curated record. Gene Ontology annotation, molecular function: methenyltetrahydrofolate cyclohydrolase activity; hydrolase activity, hydrolyzing O-glycosyl compounds; methylenetetrahydrofolate dehydrogenase (NADP+) activity. Gene Ontology annotation, biological process: carbohydrate metabolic process; tetrahydrofolate interconversion. Lineage: Eukaryota; Viridiplantae; Streptophyta; Magnoliopsida; Caryophyllales; Amaranthaceae.
GAUAAACAAAAGAUACGAGUAAACUGGUCCAGAAAAGCCGAAAGAGGAAAGGGAAAAGAUAGCCAGGUACUGUAGCAAGGAGAAGUCAAGAAAAACAAAAUCUUGAAAGUGUUCAUCAAUUGAAGUUGAAAUGCGAGGAGAUCGAGUGAUUUUGAAGGCUGUUUUCAACAACACAGUUUUCAGGGCUUUCAGUUCUUCUUCAAUUCAGUCAUCACAUUCAAAUCAAUUUGGUAGACUCAAACAUCUGGGUUUUGAUCUUCCUGAUGUCUGGCCUUCUGCAACCUUUUCUCAAACUUCCAUUACACCUCACUCAGUUGAUGGGCCGAGUGCUGAAAUCAUUGAUGGGAAGUCUAUUGCCGCCAAAAUUAAGUCACAAGUAGCUAGCGAAAUUUUAAAGAUGAAGGACGCGGUUGGGAAGCAACCUGGUUUGGCUGUUGUUUUGGUAGGUGAAAGAAGUGAUUCUCACACUUUUGUCCGCACCAAGAUGAAGGCUUGUGAUGAAGUUGGGAUUUCUUCGUCUGUGAUUGAACUGCUUGCUGACUGUACAGAGGAUGAAGUCUUUCAUGUUGUUUCGAAUCUUAAUAAAGACCCAUCGAUUCACGGUGUCCUUGUGCAGCUUCCUCUUCCAAAACAUUUGGAUGAGGAGAAGAUUCUGAAUGUUGUUAAUCCUGAAAAGGAUGUCGAUGGUUUUCAUUCCUUCAAUAUGGGAAGUCUUGCAAUGAAAGGAAGGGAGCCCUUUUUUAUUCCAUGCGCAGCCAAAAGUUGCAUUGAUUUAUUGUUGAGGUCUGGUGUUGAAAUCGCGGGAAAGAAUGCAGUUGUGAUUGGGCGAAGCAAACUUGUUGGAUUGCCUGUUUCAUUGUUGCUACAGAGGCACCAUGCCACAGUGAGUGUUGUGCAUUCAUUCACCAAGAACGCACAAGAAUUAACUCGUGAGGCAGAGAUAAUCAUCACAGAUGUAGGUGUGCCCAACAUGAUUCGAGGCAAUUGGUUAAGAUCAGGUGCAGUUGUUAUUGAUGCAGGAACCAAUGCAGUUAAGGACCCAAAUAGGAAAAAUGGGUUCCACGUAACUGGUGAUGUAUGCUUUGAAGAAGCUGUAAGGGUGGCAUCUGCUAUUACCCCUGUUCCGGGAGGUUUGGGACCUGUAACAAUCUCCAUGCUGCUCUCGAAUACUCUCGAUUCUGCUAAACAUGCUUAUGGAUUUGUCUAAGGUCUGAUCAGAAUCAAUAAUACUUGCUUGGUUCUCUCAAGUGGCUGUAGAGUAUAAAGCUUAUAGUGGCAUUAGUGUAUAAGCGCGAGUUUCUCAGUGCAAUGGCAAAUAUUGAGCUGUGCUGGUGACUGGCAGUAAAUAUACUAGUGUAGCCCGGAAAUGGUAAAGGUAGUUUCAAGCUUUCAACCUUGGCCAAAGGUCAUAUGCAGGAGUCGAAUUGGAUACUUAACUAAUCCUGCUGAGGAUUCAGAACAUAGAUUAUGUGUAUUGAUCCAGUACUAAGCUUGACAUAAGAAUCAUCAUGGAAAGUUUUUACAGAUGACAUAAGAACCCUCAUGCAAAGUUUUAACCGAUGAUAUCUUCUAACAUAGCAAAAUACAUAUGGUGACGGGCUCAUCACUCAGCACCAUUAAGCUAGUUUUGUAUGGAGGAAUCAAAUCAUUUUAGUCCAUUGCUUAUAGCUUACUCUUUUGCUUUCAUGUUGUUUGUUUUAAUCAUAUCCGCAACAACUAUGUAAGGACUAUACUCCCUAUUUUUGGUGCCUAGUCAUUCAAUGGUUCUGACCUCUCCUUGUCAAUUCGGUUUUAGUUAGUUUGUUUUUCAUUUAAAAAGUCCUUGUUGAUAGUGGAGUUGGCAUAUUUCAUAGACAGCAUUUUCCUUUACAGCAAAGGUCUCAAUUCUUUUAGGACAUUUUGUCCCAUCCUAUGACUUUCCCAUAUCCUUUAAAAUUUUCCUUUUUAAUACUAGAUCCUUAACGAAAGUGCUUGUAAAUUUAUCGAUCCUGAACAGAACUUAUUGUCUUAACAAGGAUAUCAAUUAAUUAAAUUAUUCGAACCUCAUCAUUCUCUAUUAUAGGAAAAGAAAAACUCCCUUAUCCAAAAUUUAACUUAAGUAAUGGAAAAGUAAAUGAUGGAGUACUAAAUUGACCAUUAAUUGAUUAAAAUCCAUGGAUAAUUGUAUUCACCCUUUUGACCCCGUACGUCAACUGACGCUUAAAAUACCUGAAUGUCUUCCUCUAGAUGCUUCAACCCGCAAUCAAAGAACAUAAACCCACAACUUAUCAAACUUUAUCACGUGUAAAUUCUCAAUCACUCUCCUUGACGUGUCUUUGUCUCUCCACACUACCCUCCAUUAUUGACCUCUAAAAGAACAAAUACCUUCACAUUUCCUCCAAACAAAAAACUCCUCAC